This is a messenger RNA of Cyclopterus lumpus (lumpfish), 3927 nucleotides long. It is a transcript of the gene arrdc1b, whose product is annotated as arrestin domain containing 1b. The record is from RefSeq and is a predicted model, not a curated record. The transcript has 8 exons. Gene Ontology annotation, cellular component: cytoplasm. Gene Ontology annotation, biological process: protein transport. Gene Ontology annotation, molecular function: ubiquitin protein ligase binding; ubiquitin-like ligase-substrate adaptor activity. NCBI's taxonomy places the organism in Eukaryota, Metazoa, Chordata, Actinopteri, Perciformes, Cyclopteridae. The coding region runs from base 161 to 1480 and encodes 439 amino acids.
CAGCGCGUCGGUCAUCAUCCCUCCCAUUACUCUCACCGGGCUGUUAACGUGACGUCACCGGUCUCCAGGGGACGCUCGCCGCAGCAGGUGAGAGCGCGGCGUCGCCUCCUCGCUGCUUUCAGAGACGCAGAGCGGAGUAGCGGAGCAGCGGAGCGGAGCCAUGGGAAAGCUUCAAGAAUUUGAUAUCACUUUUGCCAACAACAAGGUGGUUUACGGUCCGGGAGAGUCCAUUAGCGGAACUGUGAAAAUACGAACGGGCAACGCGCUGCAGUACAAAGCCAUCAAGGUGAACUGCCAGGGCUCGUGUGGGAUCUCCAACAAAGUGAACGACGCCACAUGGACUCUGGAGGAGCAGUACUUCAACAGCACGUUGUCUGUUGCCGACAAAGGAACCCUGGUGGCCGGCGAGCACAGUUUCCCCUUCCAGUUUCUCAUUCCAGUCGCUGUGCCGACUUCCUUUGAGGGACCCUUUGGGAAGGUUAUUUACCGCGUGAGGGCGGCCAUCGACACGCCGCGCUUCUCCAAGGACCACAAAGCCCUGAGGCCCUUCUACCUGCUCAACCUGCUCAACCUCAAUGAGGUUCCUGCCAUUGAAAAUCCGAGUUACGCCGUGACCACGAAGAAGUUCAGCUACCUCCUGGUGAAGACGGGGACCCUGAUGCUGAAAGCUCGCAGUGACCUGAGGGGUUACAUCCCGGGGCAGGUCAUUAAGUUAGCUGCAGAGAUCCACAACAAGUCCGGAAAGGACACGGGAUGUGUGCUGGCCAGUCUCAUACAGAAAGUGACCUACAAGACCAAGCGGCCUGUGGUCGACCUGCGGACCAUCGCGGAGGUGGAGGGCGCCGGCGUGAAAGCAGGGAAACAUGCAGAGUGGAGAGAGCAGAUCAUCGUCCCUCCUCUUCCUCAGUCAGCACUGACCGGCUGCAGCCUCAUAGACAUCAGCUAUUUCCUUCAGGUGUCACUGAAGUCUCCAGACGCCGUCGUCACUCUGCCCAUCUGCAUUGGGAACAUCGGCGUGAACUUGUCUCCGUCGAGGCCCACGCUCUCCGUUCCAGGCCACUGCGGCGCAACGGCCGCGCCCGGCGCAGCAGGCGUGACGCCCAGUGCUCCGCCGGCGGAGGAGCCAGAGGAGGGGCUGUGUGCAGGCGGCGUGGCCAGUGAGGAGAUUCCCACCAAGAGUCACUCUCAGCAGGACCCCUUCGGUCAGCCGGUCACCGUGUCCCCCGGCGCUUUCGGCCACGCGCCCGGCGCGGCCCUUCCUCCCGGCCAAGGUCGGCCCGACGCGUCCGCUCCCUUGUUCUGUGUGUCCACCGGGGCCACCAUACCUUUCUUCACCGAGGGAAACGUGACUCCUAUCCCUACUUCCUGUUCUCUCAUCCUUCCCCCAGAGUACAGCAGCUGCGACUACCCUCACGAGCCCCCACCCACUUACGAGGAAAGCUGCAGUAGCGCCAACUCCAGUUUCAACAGUAGACAGUGAAGAAGAAGCAGGUGAUGAAGCAUCAUGGCCGCGCCCACCAACACCUGUCUGCAUUCGACACUCUCGACAAAUCAGUUCUGAGACACGACAGGUUACAGAGGAUGGACGAUAACUCCAACCCCCACUAACACCCCAAAGAUUGUUUCAUUGUCCUUGAAUGAGUAACAAAAAACAAAAAAAAAGUAAAAAGGGAUCAUAUCUUAUAUUGAAUAUAAGUUUAAUUUCUCGUGUCUCAUCAGGUAGAGACCGGCUGAACAUCACUGUGCCUAAAAGAAGUACAGCGUUUCCAUUAUUCAGUGAUUGGACAUUUGGGGCGGAGUUAAAUCUGUUUUGUUUUUCCAAUGAACCGUUGCAUCUGUGAUGCCGUGACAAUGAUUUCGGUCUCAUGUUUGAUGAGAUCCAUCGCUGGCCUUUUUUUCUUUUUUUUUGGAAGUCUUGUUCCAAUUGUGCAUUUGUUAUUGUGGUCCACUGCUGUCUGUUUGUGUGUCGGUUGUCCUCAUCAGCAGCAGCAGCAGCAGGCUGGACGUCUAAAGGAGAACUCAUCCCCAGAGGUUGUGGUGCAUCUAGUUUAACUAGUUAAACCCCCAGUGUGCAGGAUGUUCUGUGAUGCAUCUUAAUAAUCUUAAUACCACGAGAUUGAAGACAAAAAGGGUCUCAGCAACGCCUCUCAGUUGUGCAACUUGAAACAGAGGUGGCAGUAAAAACAACAGCAACAACAACAGAAAUUACUUACUGUCGUUGUAUUUGAGCUGCCAUCAUGUGCUGUUGCCUCAUACAGCUGAGAGGUUUAGCUGCAGUUUUAUGUUCAGAGGACAGUUUAUCUGCAGUUGAGGCUCGUUUCUGCUGCAGCUGGACGUGACUGCCCUCUUGUGGCCGUCUCUGGUGCACACUCAGCUCAAACUUCUGCAGGUGGAGCUGAAUAUAAUCAGCCAUGCACACCGAAAUGCUUCACGGAGUCCCUGUUUCUGGGAUGCACCAAGUGCAAGUGGGUUUUUGUUGAGCAGAACGGACAAUUUGAUGUUGUUGUUGUGUUUCUCCUGUCUGUUGCCUUAACGUUCUUUGUUUUACUUCUGUGAGAUGAGAAGCGCUCUGAAUUGUCAGUCGGUGCAGAUGAUAAACACACGUGCACAACACGGUACUGUUUGGUAGUUGCAUGGUCUUCUGUGUGCGUGUGUGUGUGCGUGUGUGUGCGUGUGCAUGUGCGUGUGCAUGUGCGCAUGUAAAACAGAACUUGUUUGGAUAAGAUGACCUGACGUCUGUUUUCCCUCAAACUCAACUAUCUCAAAUUGACUUGUGAUUCGGCGUCUUUGUUAAAUGAUCGGGAGGAGACCUUUAGCUUUGCUAGACGUGUACGAGGACCGGGUGAUAAUUACACACUUUUAACUUUCAGUCUGAUCUUGUGAUCUGAUCAUGUGCAUCACUCCCCAAAUGCCUCCUGUCCAAAUGCGCUCACCUUAACUCAUCGCCCUUUAAUAACAAACAAAUAGUAAUGUAUGUAAUUCAUAACAGUGGAACAGAAUUUAAAAUAAUUCGGCGUACAUUUGUCAUAUUCUGUUGUGUCUUGGUGACAGUAAAUAUCCGUAUUUACAUGAUUAUGAUGGUUUUAACCACAUCACUCAGCCCUAAUGUGCAUCAUCACAUACACAACAACACAACUGCUGUCCUGGCUGUGUGUGCGACUAAUUAUGGGUUUGUCUUAUUUUACCACCUUUGUAUAGUACAAUCUCAAAAUUCAUCUUCUGAAUUCAGAAAACAAAAAAAACACAUCAGUCCUGGUGGUGGCCCCCGAUCACGUUUUUUUUUUUCCUCCAGAAUUUUUGUAUUUAUUUCGUGAGACGCAUCAGGGCCGAGAUUGUGCACGGACAAACUGCUGUUCCUGUUGGAGCCCUGGCAGAAUCACGGUGUCCUGGCUCUACGUCAUUGUGACGGCAUGCCUUAAACGAUCUGGAUUCCCACCACCUCCUCCAGGACUCCUCCUCUGUCAGGGAGGACGACGGGGAUGCGCAGCUCUUCCUGGUCGUGUCUCCUGUGGACUGCGCUUUAAUGCACCUGAUGUAUAGAAAUGUAGCGUUUCCGAAACAGCGAGGACACUGGACCGUAGACCUGUUUUUAGUCUCGUUUUAGAAAACAUGUGCAAUUCCUCUCAUUUCCAAGAAUGCUACAGCACCAACUCCCUGAAAUCAUUUCACGCUGCCUUUAUCGAUCCGGAUUAAUUCCUCUCCACCAAAAGGUACUAUAGCUUUAUGAAGCUCCAAUUCUAUUUUUUUUCAUUCUUUUCCCCUCACAUAUUGAUGAGUGGUGUCUGGUUUUGUAUUUUUCUACUUGUUAAACUGUUUACAGGUUUGUAUGCAGAUACAGAAAGUAGCACCUCAAUCAGUAAAUGUAUUUCAGCACACAGUGCGGAAUCAGUUGUACUGUACAGUCUAACAAUAAAGAUAUAUGAUGUG